Molecule: messenger RNA, 324 nt
Organism: Cooperia oncophora
Lineage: Eukaryota; Metazoa; Nematoda; Chromadorea; Rhabditida; Trichostrongylidae
Source: the annotation of a GenBank genome assembly
AUGUGGAAGGGAAAGGAUCUUGUCUUCCCUGUCAACCUCAAUAAGACCCGAUCGUCGUUGAUCCCGGUUCUGAUUAUCCACGAAGACGCCACUGUGGAUGCUGACACUCUGAGCGCCAUCAGGAAUGAGCUGAUUCGAACCGAAUGGUGGGCACAUUCGAUCGCCACUGUUAUGGCCGGCGCAGGACUAGCUCUGGCUGUCAUUGCUGCACUUUACGCUCUCUACAAGUAUUUGUCGUCGCGUGGAGGAAAAACCGACUCAGUCUCGCCAUUACCUGCCUAUGAACCACGAGAACUGUCGAACGGUAAAGGAUCCAUCAUGUAG